This is a messenger RNA of Nanorana parkeri, 2853 nucleotides long. Its product is annotated as zinc finger BED domain-containing protein 1-like. Gene Ontology annotation, molecular function: DNA binding; protein dimerization activity. Bases 18 to 2588 code for a protein of 856 amino acids. The transcript has 5 exons. The record is from RefSeq and is a predicted model, not a curated record. Lineage: Eukaryota; Metazoa; Chordata; Amphibia; Anura; Dicroglossidae.
UGGACAUUAGUCAAGCCAUGCAAGCCGCGGAAGACGCCUGCGCCCAGCUGGAAGAUGAGUUACUCUUUUGUGAAGACUGUCGCUUGUACUUCAGAGACUCCUGUCCCCAACACGGAACCCCAACGUUCAUCUUGGACACUCCAGUUCCAGAAAACGUUCCAUCCCGUGCUUUGCUCUCUUUGCCAGAAGGGCUGGUGGUAAAGGAGAGACCGCAAGGAGGAUUUGGGGUCUGGUGUACAAUCCCCAUCAUACCACGUGGCUGCAUCUUUGGUCCUUAUGAAGGGGAUGUCUUGGUGGAUCGUAACGACUGCACGGUUUACUCUUGGGCGGUACGGGAAAACGGGUCCUAUUUUUAUAUUGACGCCAGUGACGAUUCCAAAAGCAGCUGGAUGAGGUAUGUGGCUUGUGCAUCAACAGAGGAAGAACACAAUCUAACGGUCUUCCAGUAUCGAGGAAAAAUAUACUAUCGUUCUUGUCAGCCUAUUACAUCGGGAACAGAAUUGAUGGUGUGGAUUGGCGAGGAGUAUGCCAGAACGCUGGGCUUCAAACUAGGUGAGCAUUUUAAAUAUGAAUUUGGGGAAAAGGAACUGCUGAUGAAGUUGUUCCAAGACCUACAGCUUAAACCAUUGGAUCACAUAUCAAGUCAAAAUCAAUACCACUGCAGUGAUAUUGCCAGCCCUAUAAUGCAGCCACAUAAACAAAGCUAUCCAGUAAACAACAUUGGUCACUCUUCUGGAUUUCAGCUGCUUGAGGGAACUCAGAACCUUGUUAGUCUCGGUCGUGCUCAGAGUCGGUACUGGACUUUUUUUGGAUUCCAAGGAGACGCUUAUGGUCGGAUAAUUGAUAAAACUAAAAUAAUUUGCAAAAUUUGUGGUGUUAGACUUUCCUACAGUGGCAAUACAACUAACUUGAGACAGCAUCUUAUUUAUAAACAUAGACGAGAGUACAAUGAACUGGUUGGAACCCAGGGGGCAGUAGUUGACCCACAAAAAAGUGUUGAAGUUGUUCCACCACGUGAAGUGGCUUCUAGGGCUGUGGUAGCUCCUACAGUGGGGAGAACAACCAAAGCUGUGGCAGAUUUUAUUGUCCGUGAUCUGAUGCCUGUUGAAAUAAUUGAAGGGGAAGGUUUUACCCAAAUGCUCUCAGCACUGGACCCCAAUUACAAAUUACCAGCAGCUUCUUUCCUGGCCCAUACUAUUUUACAGGAGAUGUAUGUCCAGGCCAAACUAAAAGGGGGAGAGCUGGUAAAGAAUCUACAAGAUUGUUCAGUAAGCCUGGACCUAUGGAAGCACAGUGGCUCUCUGUCCUACCUCACUCUCAUUAUCCAUUAUGUUGAUGAAGGCUUUGAAUCUAAGAACAUGGUGCUAUCCAGUAGGGUUGUUUCAGAAGACCUUUCUGAAGAUAGCUUGAAAUCAGUCCUUCUUGAUGUAGCAGAAGAAUGGGGAAUACGGGAGAACACACUCUAUGCAGUUGGGCUCAGUAGUCCGUCUGUAAAAUCAGCAGCAUCAAAGGUAGGUUGGAAGUCUCUGCCAUGUGUCGGACAGGUUCUCAGAGGCUGCAUUGAAGCUAUUCUUCAGCACCACACAAUACAGACAACACUGGAUCGAUUCAGAAGAUUGAUAGCCACUGUUUUCUCAUCAACCACACAGAAUGAAGAACUGACCACCCAUGGUCCCGUACUAAAGGUGCAUUUAAAAAUGUUUCUUCGUGACGGCACUAAAUGGUACAGCAUUUACACCUUAUUGCAGAGCAUUGUUGACCAUUCCAAGUUUUUUAAAGGUCUCAUUGAAACACUGAAUGAAGACAGCAUAGCUUUGGAGUCAGAAGAUUGGUCCAUUCUGCAAGAUGUCGUUGACAUCCUUAAACCUUUAGCUAUUGCUACCUCAACAUUUACCAAAGAUCAGUUUGCUGGGUUAUCCCUGGUCAAACCUGUGAUAACCAGCUUAUUGUAUAAACACUUGGCACCUAACGAGUGGGACUCCGACUUUUGCAAGAAUAUUAAAAAGGCCAUACAUGAAGAACUGAAUUUUAAGUAUUCCGACAGUGAGGUCAAUCAGGUUCUCAAUUUGGCAUGUGCCUUGGACCCUCGUUUUCGUGGCCUUGACUUCCUCAGCCAACCAGACCGUGUAGAGGCACUUCAUUUAUUGAAGCUCGAAGCGUCAAGUCUGGCAAAGACACAGCCAAUUGAAACUACUUGUGUUACACCUGAACCCCAGAACACAAGGCCAGCAGCGAAAAAACCCAAGCAAGAUUCCGGCAUCGAGUUCCUCUUGGGAGACUUGUGUAGUGUAAGAAAUUCUUCAGGUAACACAGUUAACCAGCAGGUGGAGCAAGAAAUUAGCAGCUUCCAAACUAGUGAAGCCUCUUCCUUAUGCCAGGACCCAUUGCAGUGGUGGAAAAUGCAUUAUACCCAGUACCCACUUCUGGCUCGGGCAGCACGUAAACUCUUGGCCAUCCCUGCCACGUCUGUACCCACAAGCUGGCUGUUUACAGAUGCUGGCCUGACAGUUUACAGAAAGCGGUCAGCUUUGACUGCUGAGCAUGUAGAUAUGCUAGUCUUUCUAAAUGGUAACAGAUCAAUUCUCUAAACUGGUACUGGUUAGUCUUUCACGUCUGUGCCUCUCCCAUCCCCAUCUUGGCCACCAUUUACAAGUGGCACACUGUGUCUCCUACAGGUCUGAUCUAGUGCUUCCAGUGCUAUCCUACUAACAAGCUAAUAGUUUUUGGUCUAAACCAGUAUAUAGAUGAUUUAACCAGUAUAUUACUGGGAAUUUAACAGACUCAAUCUCAUUAACUUUAAAAUGAUAAUGCUUGCUUCCUUCAUACUCAGAAAUGCAGAGGGAGAGGUUUGCA